CCCGACACACUAUAAUACUACAUCGCAACUGUGACGUCAGCUCUCCAGAACGCAGUGAAUAGAUUUGGUGGGCGGAGCCAAAAAGCAGAAGUUGAGUCAUACCUUUUGUUGAUGCAGUCUGAAUGUACAGGAAGUGUCGCUGGAACACAGCACAGAAGGCAGGACAUACACAUCUCGCUACCUUUUAAUAACUUGAUUUUCAGAGGAAAUGCUUCCACUCCGACGGCGCUGCAGUUAGCUACGGAAAAAUUCGGUCUAUGAAGCCUGAAAUUUUGAGUGCAUGUGUUCAGACUCCAUUGGCAACGCCAUUUACACCCGGGCUUGAUUCUCACUAUAGCGUCGUUUUUUGCCCCACCAGAUAGGCCGGAGUUCCUAUAGCGAUGCAUUACCUAGUCGGCAAGAUGUUGGGAAAGGGGGCAUUUGGAGAAGUCUUCAUGGCCCAAGACGACAGGGGACGCACCGUUGCGCUGAAGAAACUAACACUCCAAGACGAUAGAAAUGUAAGAGCCGCAAAUAGAGAACUAGAGCCAUUAUUGAGAUUGGGACAAAGACCGCAUGAACAUAUCCUUCCAUUAUUUGACUACAUUUAUGAGAACAAUUAUUUGUACCUAGUGCUUGAGUAUUGCCAUCAGGGGACUCUGAAUGACCUGUUGCUCAGGCAAAGCUGGAAUGAGACGAUAGAGUUGCGUUUAAUGGCAGACGUAGCGGACGGGGUAAGCUUCCUACAUGCCAAUUCUAUUGUACAUAGAGAUCUAACAGAUAACAUUCUUCUAGCUGGCAGUCCUGAAGCCCCCGUGGUCAAAGUGGGUGACUUCGGGCUGGCUAAACUCUGUAGGCAGGGGCAGGAAAGUGGUAUUCUUUCUGAUGAUAGCAACUAUUACAUGUACACGGGCUGUGGCACUAAAUUCUUUAUGGCCCCUGAGAUCUUGCUUGGCCAACAUUACACGUGCAAGUGUGAUGUAUUCUCCAUGGGAGUGAUUUUCAUAGCUAUGGUUGAGCGGACAACGAUACAAACAGCAUCUAAACCUAGGUUUGCUGCUUUCGUGCGCAGUGAAAGCGUCACUGUUCCUAUUGGCAAUGCGCAAAACCAAAUAUACAAUUUUUCUUUAAGACAAAACUUUCUUCGAGGACUAGCAGAGCAGCCCUUUAAGAAUUUGUGUUUGUCUAUGCUGAACAAAUGUCAUCAUGACAGACCUUCUGCGCGGCGUGUUCUCCGUGAAAUCAGCCAUGUGAGGCAUCUAAUACCACAGAACUGUACCCAGUACAGUCCGAUAUCGAGCUGUACCCAGAGCAGUCAGGUAACUUACCAGCCUCAGAACACUCAAGUAUCUUACAGGCCCCAGCCAAGUCAAAACACUAACAACAUACAGCAUAGUCCAGUACCGGUACCCGACAUGUCCCAGAACAAUUCUGCCAGUUACAGGCCCCCUAAUAGGCCCCAGUCGACCUGUCAGGCAAGUCGUAAUCCAGUUAUACUGCUAGGUUCUAUAUUUGUUGGUGCCGUGGUUGGUUUUCGUUGUGGGGGGGCAUGGGGCGCAAUUGGUGGGGCCAUAGUGGGAUUGGGCGUUGGAAUAUUUUUAAGUUAGACUCACCAAUGUGUGUGUGUGUGUGUUUUUUUUGGGGGGGGGGGGCUAAUUUGUUCUCUAACAUUCGACAAACAACCCAGUCCCAUAGAAUUUCCAAAUUGAAAAUUCCAGACAUUCAUAUAAUCAAGCUUGAUUAACCCAUUAAUAAUACAUUUUAUGAAGACGUUUUAUUGUUUUUCUCUGUGUUCACAUAUAAUUGUUGGUUCGUAUGUAAGCAAAUGGUAUGUUUUGAAGCCUUUCCCAACAUUUUGUUUAGGGGAAAGCCCAAGUAGCGUUGGAGAAAACGUCAAGACUGCUAAGUUUAAACUUGUUCAGCAGUGCUUUGUUGAGAAGCUUAGCUCAUUCUGAGCUGCGUCAUGAUCUGAUCCCAGGAAACCCAGACAUCGGGGCUAUGCUUGCAUAGGGGUGACGAUCACGUGCGCCGAGCGAAUAAAGAACUGCCAACCGUUAGCCGAUUAUGGACAGUCUUUUGUUUGCGUGUAAGUUACGGAAGGGGGGGCUGGAAUCCAGGCAGUGUCAGGUUGAAAUAUGAUACUAUAUGAAUGAAUUAUGCAUAUUAGCCCUUGUUGUUAUGUCAACUAUGAUGUUAAGCUUUAUCCUAUACCUCUAUUUUGUUCUUUAUGUAAUAGUUGGUGCCAUACUUUGUACCAUGUACAAUUGUCGUGCAAUAAAGUUCUUCAAUAUUAGCUUAGCGGAAUUCGAACAGGACUAUUUUCUAUAAAUAUUGUUUGUCUGUUUUUUUAUUGUUACGUACAAACAAUUAUCAUAAGAUAGGGAGCGAGCGAGCGAUAAAUGUUGUUUACAGCAAUUUGUCUACCUGCAAUUACUGAAUUACAAAAAUUACGAAAUAUACAGCACAAAAAUUGUCUCUGCAGAUUUACAUACCAGGACAUUCAUUGCCAACCCAAAUUAUAAAUGUUCAAGUGGCAGUUAUAUUUCUUGUGGCAUGAGAAGCUUAUAAUUAGAGCUUGAUUUUGUAGUGGAUGAGGAUUCCUUUCGUACUUCAAAUAGAAAGAAGUGACUAUUUCAGUAUUUGACUUUCAGUCAGUGCAAAUUGACCCGUACACCUCAGGUCGUAGCUCAAAUGUUCAUGAUUUUCCCUGUCUCUCUCUCUCACCUAAAUUUACUGGGUGUCGUCUGUAAAGUGAUGAUCACAAUGAUUUGAAUUUUGAUAGACAUUAAUAAAAUGCAUGGGACAUUAUGAUCAUGACCAAACAUUUUAGUUAUUUACUUUAUUUAUGGGUAAAGGCGCGAACUUUUUUGUUGUGUGCGAUGCUAUGAAUAUGUAUUUGAGAUGUAUGAUUAUAUUUUAUCUAGUACACUUCAGAUGAACACUACCGAGAGUAGUCAGCUUUGAUCUGAUUGACUGUGUUACGUCAUUACGAACACGCAUUGUUAUCAUUUUACGGUGAGUGUUCUAAACAGGAUUCACUAUGUAUAAUCUCGUAUACAAAUAAAGAUCGUUACGCACUGAAACAAGCUUGAUUUAUGUAUGCAGACUGGAAACUUCGUGAUUAUUUUAUCUGGAUGUUUCUUGUACUCUCAAGCAG
Branchiostoma floridae (Florida lancelet) is the source of this 3136-nucleotide messenger RNA. RefSeq names its product serine/threonine-protein kinase pdik1l-B-like. Gene Ontology annotation, biological process: autophagosome organization; protein autophosphorylation; autophagy. The record is from RefSeq and is a predicted model, not a curated record. Gene Ontology annotation, molecular function: ATP binding; protein serine/threonine kinase activity. NCBI's taxonomy places the organism in Eukaryota, Metazoa, Chordata, Leptocardii, Amphioxiformes, Branchiostomatidae. Gene Ontology annotation, cellular component: cytoplasm; autophagosome.